Molecule: messenger RNA, 2173 nt
Organism: Poeciliopsis prolifica (blackstripe livebearer)
Lineage: Eukaryota; Metazoa; Chordata; Actinopteri; Cyprinodontiformes; Poeciliidae
Product: E3 ubiquitin-protein ligase UBR5-like
Exons: 12
Coding region: 32-1591 (519 amino acids)
Biological process (GO): protein polyubiquitination; DNA damage response; regulation of double-strand break repair
Cellular component (GO): nucleus
Molecular function (GO): RNA binding; ubiquitin-protein transferase activity
Source: RefSeq, a predicted model, not a curated record
CCACUUUGGCAGGCGGUGCACCACCACGCCCAUGGCCGUGCACCGGGUCAAGGUCACGUUCAAGGACGAGCCCGGGGAGGGCAGCGGCGUGGCUCGCAGCUUCUACACGGCCAUCGCGCUGGCGCUGCUCUCCAACGACAAGCUGCCCAACCUGGACUGCGUUCAGAGUGUCAGCAAGGGCAUGCAGGCCAGCAGUACGUGUCAUCACGAUUACAAUUCAAAUCUGAUGCAAAGGUUAAGAAACAGAGAUCGGGAGAGAGAGCGGAGAAGUGGAGGGCUUCGAGCGGGAUCUCGGAGAGACCGAGACAGGGACUCCAGAAGGCAGCUGUCGAUCGACACCCGGCCGUUCAGGCCUUCCUCAGAGGGAAACCCCAGCGACGAGCCUGACCCCCUGCCUGCACACAGACAGGCGCUUGGUGAACGGCUAUACCCUCGAGUUCAUGCAAUGCAACCGGCGUUUGCCAGUAAAAUCACCGGCAUGCUCCUGGAGCUUUCUCCUGCUCAACUGCUGCUGCUGCUAGCCAGCGAGGAUUCCUUGAGGGCCCGGGUGGAGGAAGCCAUGGAGCUUCUCAUUGCACAUGGAAGGGAAAAUGGUGCUGACAGCAUCCUGGACCUGGGCCUCCCUGAAGCCUCUGAAAAAGCACAGCAGCAAGAUAACCGGAAGCGCCACGGAUCAACGCGCAGCGUUGUCGACAUGGAGCUGGAUGAUCCAGACGAUGCCGAUGACAACGCCCCCCUCUUCUACCAGCCCGGCAAGCGGGGCUUUUACUCCCCCCGGCCGGGCAAGAACACAGAGGCCAGACUCAACUGCUUCAGGAACAUUGGCAGAAUAUUGGGGCUCUGCUUGCUGCAGAAUGAACUCUGUCCAAUCACGCUGAACAGACACGUGAUCAAAGUGUUGCUCGGUAGAAAGGUGAAUUGGCAUGACUUUGCGUUCUUUGACCCGGUCAUGUACGAGAGCUUACGGCAGCUGAUCCGCCAUUCGCAGACGGGAGAAGCGGACGCUGUGUUUGCUGCCAUGGAUCUGGCCUUUGCUAUUGACCUCUGCAAGGAGGAAGGGGCAGGACAGGUUGAGCUGCUGUCGGGCGGGGUCAACAUGCCGGUAACUCCACACAACGUUUACGAGUAUGUGAGGAAGUACGCAGAGCACCGGAUGCUGGUGGUGGCCGAGCAGCCGCUCCACGCGAUGAGGAAAGGUUUGCUGGACGUUCUUCCUAAAAACGCCCUGGAGGAUUUGACGGCGGAAGACUUCCGGCUGCUGGUGAACGGCUGUGGAGAAGUCAACGUUCAGAUGCUCAUCAGCUUCACUUCGUUCAACGAUGAAUCAGGGGAAAAUGCAGAUAAACUACUGCAGUUUAAACGAUGGUUUUGGUCCAUAGUAGAAAAGAUGAGUAUGACUGAAAGGCAAGAUUUGGUGUACUUCUGGACGUCCAGCCCCUCUCUGCCAGCCAGCGAGGAGGGCUUCCAGCCAAUGCCCUCCAUUACCAUCCGGCUCCAGACGACCAGCACCUCCCCACAGCCAACACCUGCAUCUCACGUCUCUACGUGCCACUAUAUUCUUCUAAACAGAUCCUUAAACAAAACCUGCUAGCAAUUAAAACCAAGAAUUUUGGUUUUGUGUAGAGUUCGACUGAAAGCUGGAAUAAAAUAAAGAGGAAAAAAGGUUGUUGUGUAAUAUUUACCUAGUUCCAUUUUUGUAGAUUCAUUCUUUUUUGUCCAGUUUUAUUAAAUUCAACAUAUGGUCUCUGUCCCCCAUCAGUUAAUAUUUGUGUUCUGAACACAAACUGCAUAUUUUAAUUUUAUAUAUAUAUAUAUCUUUAUAUAUAUAUAUAUACACAUAUAUAUUAUUUUAUUUGUAUUUUUUGUGGUAAUGAAGAGGUCCAUAACAUUCCUGCAUUGGCACUGUAAAAUGUAAAGCCCACCGCUCUAUUCUAUUGGCUUAAACCUUUUGCUUCCCAGGAACUGGGUUUGCCAGGAAGCUGUCAGCCGAAAAUCCUAGCCAAAGAUGACAGCAGCACAUAUGAACAGGACGAAAAAGACACUGUGGUUACAAUUUUGUUUCCUUCCCUAUGAAAGUACUAUCUCUUGACAGAUCACUGCUGCCUUUGUGGAAAGUUUUUUUUUCUUGUACAGGGGGAGUAGGGAAUUUCAAAAUAAACUUGGAUGUAAAUAA